AUGCAGUUCUUCACGGCCAUCUUCUCGCUCUUCGCAGCAGCUGCCACCGCUUUCCCCACCAAGCCUAAUUACCUCACUCAACCCAUGGCUCGUGACGCUGGUGAUCUCUCGUCUAACACCAUCUUGAUANNGGUCUACGUCUGCACUGGUGCCAACUUCACUGGUGAUUGCCAAUAUCUCAAGCAACCCUUCGAUACCUGCGUCAUCUUGCCCGAAACCCUCAGCAAGAAGGUCUCGUCAUUCGGACCUGAUGAGGGCGCAACAUGCUUGUUGAUGCAGGGUUCAUGUAACGACUCAAUGCCUUACAGGUCCGCCAGCUACCCAGGCAUCUCGGACUUGCGCAACGUGACCUUUGACGACAUGGCAACAAGCUUCAUCUGCUUGCACUAG
Aureobasidium vineae is the source of this 390-nucleotide messenger RNA. NCBI's taxonomy places the organism in Eukaryota, Fungi, Ascomycota, Dothideomycetes, Dothideales, Saccotheciaceae. The record is from the annotation of a GenBank genome assembly.